This is a messenger RNA of Peronospora belbahrii, 948 nucleotides long. The record is from the annotation of a GenBank genome assembly. Lineage: Eukaryota; Oomycota; Peronosporomycetes; Peronosporales; Peronosporaceae.
AUGAUUACUGUCAUGUCUAUAAGUAGCACUCCAAGCGAUGCCCAAUGCAGGACUACGUCUAAGAAAAAACAGCUUCACAAACGUCUGCGCGCUUGUCUUCCGCACUUUCACACGACAGAGACGGAAACAAGUGGACAUGAAGUGCAAGAAAUGGAGUUUGCCGUGAAGACACCGUCCUCACCUACAAGUAUGUCGACGCCCAGUCGCCGUCUAGACAUCGAUAGUACGAACCGUUCCUGGUCUGUCAAAGAGGAUGUGCCCUUCUUUUCGAUCAAGGCCAGCCAAUCCAAAAAGGGUGUCACAUACGGUCAAAACGGUACACUAAUGUCCUGCCGCUUUUGCAACAUUUUAGAGUCUGGCGACGAGGUUUUUCUAUACGAGGACGAAGAUGUAGUCGUCUUUCGACCCCUGGCCCCCGUGGUGUCAAGCCACAUCCUAGUGGUACCGCGUCGUCACAUUCGUAACGUGAACAAACUGACAUUGGAGGAUACGACGCUGCUACAUCGUAUGCGCGAGGUCGCUACAAUGGUGCUUCGGGAAAUGCCACGCCCUUCAGUGAUGCCAGAUCUUUUGAAGGCGGAGCGAGUUGAUGAUGCUGCAGAAGAUUGCACCGACGAGGAAGGUGCUGAAUCGGAUUACAAGUUUGCGUUCCACUCACCACCAUUCAACAGCAUUGACCAUGUCCACAUGCACGCGUUCCGCACGCGCGACGGACGUUUUGGCUGUGUCGGAUCUAUCAAGUACCGCACUGAAACUUGGUGGUGCCGCUCAUUCGACGAGGUCAUGACCCGUCUGGGUCUUAGAAACUGCAAGCAGCGUAAUAACGAGGAAAGAGUGGAGUCGAUCACGCAAAAGAAAGAGCACAGACGAAGGCAUCACGUCAGCCACCCACUCCGUGAUAGUACCAACGAAUCGAUGAUAUUGACGGCGGUCGAGAGUCUAGGCUAA